AUGGCGGUUAAUAUCCCUUCAUCUCCUGCUGGAAAGCAGGACUUCCGUGUCCCGCCUCUCCUGCACACUCGUUCUGGCAACGAGUUCUACGAUCGCCCGCAGACGCCAUCUCAAAGCGGUUUCACAAGCCCCUUCAGCACUCCUCAGGGCAGCCCAAGCAAGAAUCGUCUUCCUCCCGGCGCAAGAGAUCUCCCCAGCGUAUUCGAUCAAGCCAUGAAACUCACGCCGCCCUCCCCGUCCAAGUCAGCGCUCAAUGUGCCGUCGUUAUCGCCUACGAAAGCUGCGCCAUCGGGUGUUCACGAGGAUCUACCCUCCUUCAGCGAAAGUGUCAUUCACAGCAAAGACAACACGAAUCAAGCUCGGAAAUUAAAUAAGGAGAACACACCUACUAAUAGUCUGCGAUUUGGCAGAGACCCGGCUGUCAACACAAACCAGGCAGCGGUCUCACGCCAGGAGCCAUAUCAAACCAGGCCAGCAAGCAGAAGAGGCCAAUCCCACCUUCGUGGUCUCACAACAGAUGAACUAGAAAAGCUACAGCUCCCGAAUGUGAAACGACUUGCGAAUGUGACUCAACUUUACUUCCUGGAUCAUUAUUUUGAUCUAUUGAGUUACGUGCAUAAUCGCCAGACGCGCCAUGCUCAAUUCAAAGCUGCUUAUCCUCUCCCUCCAGAAACCCCUACCGAAGAAUACGAAGCCGCUUUACAAAAAUACCUUGGCCGCGAGCGCGCCAAUCUACGCAAGCGUCGGACCAGACUUCGACAUAACGAUUUCCAAAUUCUUACUCAAGUUGGACAGGGCGGAUAUGGUCAGGUGUACCUUGCACAAAAGAAAGAUACUCGUGAAGUGUGCGCUUUGAAGGUGAUGAGCAAAAAGCUUCUAUUUAAAUUAGACGAGAUCAGACACAUCUUGACAGAAAGAGACAUCCUCACAGCCGCCAAGAGUGAGUGGCUAGUGAAGCUCCUUUACGCUUUCCAAGACGAUGAACAGAUAUAUCUUGCCAUGGAGUACGUUCCUGGAGGUGACUUCCGUACGCUGCUUAACAAUACCGGUGUCCUUCACAAUCGCCAUGCCCGAUUCUACAUUGCUGAAAUGUUUUCAUGUGUCGAUGCCCUUCACGUCCUUGGUUACAUUCACCGGGACCUCAAGCCAGAAAACUUCCUAAUCGAUUCAACUGGACAUGUGAAAUUGACCGAUUUCGGAUUAGCCGCCGGAAUGCUUAAUCCCGGCAAAAUCGAAUCAAUGCGUGUCAAAUUAGCAGAAGUCGGAAACACAAAUGUUCCCUUUGGUAGGCCGAUGGAGCAGCGUAGUGCGGCAGAAAGACGAGAGGGUUAUCGUUCACUACGACAACGCGAAGUUAACUACGCGAAAUCUAUUGUCGGAUCUCCCGAUUACAUGGCUCCUGAAGUCCUGAAGGGGGAGGAAUAUGAUUUCACAGUUGACUAUUGGAGCUUGGGCUGUAUGUUAUUCGAGGCUCUAGCUGGGUACCCUCCGUUUGCGGGAGCAACUGUCGACGAAACCUGGCAGAAUCUCAAGCGGUGGCAGAAGGUCCUGCGGAAACCCCAGUAUGAGGACCCGAACUACUUUUUGUCAAGGCGUACCUGGGACCUCAUCGUUCGCCUGGUAGCUGCCAAGGAACAACGAUUUAAGAACAUCAGGGAGAUCCACGAGCACGAGUAUUUCGCAGAGGUGGAUUUCAGCACAUUACGAGAGCAGAAAGCUCCGUUUGUCCCUGAGUUGGACUCGGAAACUGACGCAGGCUACUUUGAUGACUUUGGGAGUGAGGCGGAUAUGGCCAAGUAUAAGGAAGUACAUGAUAAGCAGAAGGCUCUGGAGGAGAUGGCGGAUAGAUCCGACCCAAUGAGCAAGGGUUUAUUUGUCGGCUUCACUUUCAAGCAUCGCAAACCUGCUAUCGAUAGCGAUGGCCGAAGCACUCCUCGGAAACCCAUCCUCACCGAUGGAGGUUUUGGGACCAUAUUCUAAACGUAUCUGAGUCACGC
Molecule: messenger RNA, 1997 nt
Organism: Histoplasma capsulatum G186AR
Lineage: Eukaryota; Fungi; Ascomycota; Eurotiomycetes; Onygenales; Ajellomycetaceae
Product: serine/threonine-protein kinase sid2
Exons: 3
Coding region: 1-1980 (659 amino acids)
Biological process (GO): peptidyl-serine phosphorylation; intracellular signal transduction
Cellular component (GO): spindle pole body
Molecular function (GO): ATP binding; protein serine/threonine kinase activity
Source: RefSeq, a predicted model, not a curated record